AUGAAGCUCCCUCGAGCUCGAGUGGGCUGGCUUUGCGUGUUCGGCAGCUUCAUGGGUCUGGUGGGAAGUCUAGGACUAGUCAACUCGACGGGCAUAUUUCAAGCAUAUCUCGAAUUGCAUCAGCUGAGACAGCAUGGGUCCGGACAGACGGGCUGGAUCUUCGGUCUAUUCACCUUUUUGACUUUUUUCUGCGGAAUCCAGAUCGGGCCUAUAUUCGACACUAGGGGGCCUCGACUCUUGGUGUUCUUGGGAUUGAUAUUAAUCAUGGUUAUGAUGGUUAGCAUUGGGUUCUGCCAUGAAUACUCUCAGUUCAUCUUGACUAUUGGUGUUGCUGGUGGAUUUGGGACAUUACUUAUAUUUACACCCUCUAUCGCGGCCGUCGGCCAUUUCUUCCAAAAGAAACGCGGUCUUGUGACAGGUAUUGCUGUGAGUGGUGGCUCUAUAAAAGGUGUCAUUAUCCUGCUUAUCCUCGAGAGCCUCUUCAACAGAUAUGGUUUCGCAUGGGCAACUCGUGUCAUUACAUUAGUAUGCCUUAUCUUCCUUGUUAUUACCAGCACGCUGGUAUCCUCACGCCUUCUUAUAAAACCCUUCUCAAAAGAAAACACCCUCCCUGACUUCCAAAUCCUAUGGGAAUGCAAGUUCCUGCUGACAAUUAUUUCCAUCUUCUUCAUUAAAUGGAGCCUCUUUAUCCCUAUAACAUAUAUAUCAUCCUACGCGCUUGCUCAUGGUUCUUUCUUCGGGAGACUCCUCUCUGGUCUUCUUACAGAUUCUAUCAGCCGCUUUAAUAUACUGAUUAUCACUAUAGCGUUCUGUCUCAUCUGCAACGCGUGCCUUUGGAUGCCAGCCGGUGACAGUAUUACCCUUCUAAUUAUCUACUGCGCGCUCUUUGGGUUUGUGAGUAAGAGUAACAUCAGCCUUACGCCCGUGUGUAUUGGGCAGCUCUGUUGGACAGAAUAUUACGGUCAUAUCAGUAUCCUCACCGGAGUCCUAAUUGCCGGAGAGAUUCUUACCUGA
This is a messenger RNA of Aspergillus costaricaensis CBS 115574, 1014 nucleotides long. RefSeq names its product MFS general substrate transporter. Gene Ontology annotation, molecular function: transmembrane transporter activity. Gene Ontology annotation, cellular component: fungal-type vacuole membrane. Gene Ontology annotation, biological process: transmembrane transport. The transcript is spliced from 5 exons. Lineage: Eukaryota; Fungi; Ascomycota; Eurotiomycetes; Eurotiales; Aspergillaceae. The record is from RefSeq and is a predicted model, not a curated record. Bases 1 to 1014 code for a protein of 337 amino acids.